AUGUCGGGUAGAAGAAGAGCAUAUCCACAGCCCCAGUAUGCUGCUGGUGCACCAGGUGGAGUAGCAUCCCCACCGACCUUUGGUCAACCACCACAAUCCCAAGGUCAACAGCCAAUGAAUGGACAACAACCUUCAUACGGCGCCGAUCAAUUGCAAAAUCAAUUUCAGCAAAUGAACGUUGGUGCCGGUGCUUCAAAUCCAGCUUACCAACAACCUGGCGCUGACAAAUUCCAGGCUGCUCCUCAGCUCAGUUACGAUCCAUAUCAACCUCAACCGCAAGCUGGUGUCUAUGGACAAGGCAUGGGCGGGGUACCACCAGCUGCUGUAAACCCUGCUGCUGUAAACCCUGCUGCUGCUGCUUAUGGAGCUGCUGGUGCCGCUGCAUAUGGGCAACCAAAUAACAUUGCUUCAGGUAUACAAUAUAACGCAUUAUACACCACUGACUUGUCUCGUGAUUUGCCACCUCCUAUUGCUGAAUUGUCAUUUCAACCACCACCUAUUACAUUACCGGACACAGCAACAUUGAUUCCAGGGUCAAAAACUGCCAAUGCCACCCCGGAAUACUUUAGGUCCACGUUGAACGUUGUUCCUAAUAGUAACUCGCUUUUGAAGAAAUCAAAAUUGCCAUUGGCCAUCGUAGUCAAGCCUUACAAUGCGUUGAAGAUUGAUGACGAGAAUGUUCCUGCGACAUGCGAUACAACCAUAAGUAGAUGUCGUCGUUGUCGUGGUUACAUAAAUCCAUUUGUAACUUUGGCGGAGAAUGGAAGACGUUGGAGGUGUAACUUUUGUAACUUGCUCAAUGACAUUCCAAGUGCCUUUGACUAUGACGAGAUUAGUGGACAGGUGAGGAACAAGUUUGAUAGAGUUGAAUUGAAUCAUUCAGUUGUCGAAUUUAUUGCGCCAAAGGAAUACAUGGCCAGAGCUCCACAGCCAAUUGUGUAUGUUUUCAUCAUUGAUGUCUCUGUGCAUGCUGUCCAAAGUGGAUUAACUGGUACUAUCACCAGAACUAUCCUUGAGAGCUUGGAUCGAAUCCCCAAUGCCAACAAGACUGCUAGGGUUUCAUUCAUUGGAGUUGAUUCCAACUUACAUUACAUCAAAUUCAAUGAGGGUUUGGAAGGAACAGAAGUUUUGGUGGUAGCUGACACCGAUGAGCCAUUCUUGCCUUCGCCAAGUGGACUAUUGGUCAACUUGGAUGAAAAUAGAGAACCUAUUGAAAAGUUGUUGCUUGACUUUCCUUCGUUUUUCGAAAGUACCACUAACCAAGGUUUUGCCCUUGGACCAGCAUUGAAAGCGGGUCACAAAUUAAUCAGCAAUGUUGGAGGUAAAUUGGUUUGUUUUGGUGCUUCUUUGCCCAAUGUCGGUGAAGGUAAGUUGAUCUUAAGAGAUGAAGCUAGUGUUGCUGGUAAACCUAAAGAAGCAAAGGCAUUGUUGACUCCUGCAGACAGUUUUUACAAGUCUUUUGCAGUCACUUGUAACUCAUCACAGGUAACUGUUGAUUUGUUCUUGACGUCUGCUGGAUACCAGGAUGUGGCCACAUUAUCUAACUUGCCAAGGUACACUGCAGGUCAAACACACUUUUAUCCUGCAUGGACUAGCAAUAAGUAUGAAGAUGUUGCCAAGUUGUCGAAAGAAGUGGCUGACCAUUUGGCACAGGAUAUUGCAUUGGAGGCAGUGUUGAGAGUGAGAGGAUCGACCGGAUACAGAAUGUCGUCGUUCUAUGGAAACUUUUUCAACAGGUCUUCAGAUUUGUGCUCGUUCCCAACUUUCCCUAGAGACCAGUCAUACCUUAUCGAAAUUGCCAUUGAAGAGACUAUCAAUAAGCCAGUGGUGUACUUUCAAGCUGCUGUGUUGCACUCUACUUCAUUUGGGGAGAGAAGAAUUAGAGUUAUGAAUUUAGCAUUGCCCACGUCAUCCAAGUUGGUGGAUGUGUAUGCAUCUGCCGACCAGUUGGCCAUCACAAACUACUUCACUCAUAAAGCUAUCGAAAAAGCAUUGGCCUCGUCAUUGCCUGAGGCAAGAGACUUUAUCACUUCCAAGGUCGUUGACAUAUUGAAUGUCUAUAGAAAGGAGUUGGUUGCUGGUAACGUAUCGGGUGCUUCACCAUUGCAAAUAUCCACCAACUUGAGAAUGUUGCCCUUGUUGUUGUUGUGUUUGACCAAGAACUUGGCCUUCAGAAGCGAUCGUGUUCCUUCCGACCAUAGAGCUUCUGCUUUGAACAAUUUGGGUUCCUUGCCUAUUCCCCACUUGGUAAAGUCAAUCUAUCCUACUGUGUACUCCUUGCACAACAUGCCUGAUUCUUGUGGAUUACCCGAUGAUGAAUCGGAUGUCGCAUUGCCUGAGCCAAUCAAUGAUACAAAGACGUCUUGGGAAAAUUAUGGGUUGUAUUUGAUUGACAAUGGCAGUGAGUUGUUCCUUUGGGUUUCAGGAAAUGUUGUUCCUGGGUUGAUUCAGGAUGUGUUUGGUACUGAGAACUUGUAUGAAAUCACCACUGGUAAGACUGAAUUGCCCGAAUUUUCAGUCGAGGAAAGUGAGUUUAACUACCGAGUACGUCAAAUCAUUGGCAAAAUUAGAGAGCAAAAGGACUCUAUCAUCUGGAAGAAUUUAUACGUUGUUGUUGGUGCUUCAUCCAACGAGCCAAUUGAAAUUUCGCAACAACGUGACCUCAUGGCUUUGAGGAUGUGGGCCUCAAGUUGUUUGGUUGAAGACAAGACUGGUUCUGAGCCAUCAUAUAGAGAUUUCUUGACAUCAUUAAAGACAAAGGUUCAAUAA
Lodderomyces margitis is the source of this 2769-nucleotide messenger RNA. RefSeq names its product COPII subunit (gene SEC24). The transcript has a single exon. The coding region runs from base 1 to 2769 and encodes 922 amino acids. The record is from RefSeq and is a predicted model, not a curated record. Gene Ontology annotation, biological process: intracellular protein transport; endoplasmic reticulum to Golgi vesicle-mediated transport; COPII-coated vesicle cargo loading. Gene Ontology annotation, cellular component: COPII vesicle coat; endoplasmic reticulum exit site. Lineage: Eukaryota; Fungi; Ascomycota; Pichiomycetes; Serinales; Debaryomycetaceae. Gene Ontology annotation, molecular function: zinc ion binding; SNARE binding.